Aureobasidium subglaciale EXF-2481 is the source of this 1803-nucleotide messenger RNA. RefSeq lists its product as uncharacterized. Bases 1 to 1803 code for a protein of 600 amino acids. The record is from RefSeq and is a predicted model, not a curated record. Gene Ontology annotation, biological process: protein catabolic process; proteolysis. Gene Ontology annotation, cellular component: mitochondrial matrix. The transcript has 2 exons. Gene Ontology annotation, molecular function: ATP binding; ATP hydrolysis activity. Lineage: Eukaryota; Fungi; Ascomycota; Dothideomycetes; Dothideales; Saccotheciaceae.
AUGCUCGCUACAUCACACCGGUAUACCCCUCAUCAAGUCCGGGUAGCAUACACCUUUACACGGACGCUACGCUCAAGUGCUGCGGCUCUCUCAAGCAGCUCGGACUUCCGCUCUAGCUUCUCUGGUCAAGGCUUCACUGGCUACUACGAGCCUGGCGAUACUGAAGGUCCUUUGCGGAAAGCCUCUAACAUUGGCGCCCCCAAGAUCACUCCACGAGCUCUCAAAAUGCAUCUGGACCAGUUCGUAGUCGGCCAGGAACGAGCCAAGAAGGUACUCAGCUCAACUAUCUACAACCACUAUCAAAGGAUCCAAGAGAUUCAGCGGCAGGAUGAGGAAGCACAGGAGUUACUCGAGCGCCAGGCCAGGAGAUCAAGGCAUCCAGUAGAAGAUGAGUUUCCAGGCCAUCACGCGACUAUACACUCACAUAUCCAUGUAUGGGUCCCUCCAUCACCACCUCUGACACCGUCUACUCUAGAAGACUCGUCUUCAUUGACAAUCGAGAAAUCCAACAUCAUGCUGCUCGGCCCUUCAGGCGUUGGCAAGACGCUCAUGGCGAAGACACUGGCUCGCGUUCUGGAUGUGCCCUUCAGCAUGUCCGACUGCACGCCAUUCACGCAAGCGGGCUAUAUCGGUGAGGAUGCAGACGUGUGCGUACAACGGUUGUUGGCCGCAGCGAAUUACGAUGUGGAAAAGGCGGAACAUGGCAUCAUCUGUCUCGAUGAGAUUGACAAGAUUGCUACGGCCAAAGUAUCGAAUGGCAAAGAUGUCGGAGGAGAAGGGGUACAGCAGGCGCUGCUCAAGAUUAUCGAAGGCACUACCCUGCAAAUACAAGCCAAACAAGAGAGAGGAAACAACUCUGGUCGCAACAACAACAACAAUCAAUAUCCGAAUGGGUCGCCCACGAACAGUCCACUGAGUGGCGGUGGUGCGGCUGGAGGCAUGGUACAAUCUCCUGGCAAGAGCGAGGUCUUCAAUGUCAACACGAGCAAUAUCUUGUUCAUAUGCACUGGUGCAUUUAGCGGCCUUCACAAAACAAUCCUUGAUCGUGUAGCCAAAGGAGGCAUCGGUUUUGGUGCUAACGUACGUUCGAGCACUUCCCAAGACGGUGGAGCGCAGGAGACAACCAUCACAGACGACGACGAGAUGAUCCGCAAGCAUCUGCCAUACUACAUGCCCGCAGCUUCGGAAGAAGAUUCGUACAACCCUUCAUCAAAAGGCAAGAAGGCUACCUACAACAUCCUGGACCUCGUCGAGCCGCAAGAUUUGCAAAGGUACGGCAUGAUACCUGAACUGGUCGGCCGUAUCCCAAUUACAUGUGCGCUUUCGGCUCUGGAUAUCAAUGCCUUGGUCAAAGUCCUGACUGAGCCGCGGAACUCGUUGCUAAAACAGUAUGAGCAGCUGUUCCAGCUCUCUUCAAUAGAGCUCAGGAUUACCUCUGCCGCACUUCACGCCAUUGCAGAAACUGCUUACAGCAUGGGCACUGGUGCCCGAGGUCUCCGCACUGUCUUGGAGAGAUUGCUAGGCGACAGUAUGUUCGAGGCACCAGGUUCUGAUAUUAAGCAUAUCGCCAUAACCGAGGAUGUAGCAAAGAGAAACUCUCCAGCUCUUUACUUUACACGCGAUGGCAAGACGAGGUUCAACGCAUUGCUCGUUAGAGAGGAAGAAGAUUGGGAAGACCGCAAACGUGGUGAAGAACCUACGGAAAGUGACUUCGAGCGGAGGGCAAGAGCAAACAGUCGAGGUGGACAUGCUACGACAUUCGAAGAGUACCGCCAGAAGGCCACGGCCGCUGGAUUCACAUGA